Molecule: messenger RNA, 3612 nt
Organism: Salpingoeca rosetta
Lineage: Eukaryota; Choanoflagellata; Craspedida; Salpingoecidae
Exons: 14
Coding region: 1-3612 (1203 amino acids)
Molecular function (GO): protein binding; calcium ion binding
Source: RefSeq, a predicted model, not a curated record
AUGGAGCGGCAGGGAUCUGGCCGCUUGCUGACACGCGUGCCAUGGCAGAGCAGGGAGAGCGUGGAGGUGGUGGCGCUGGACCUUUGGCGCUCGCCAUCGCGCCCGCUCGAAGACGCCCAGGCACACAGCUUUCGCCAGCAAAAGUGGGCGCGACGCAGCAUCAAGGCGCUCCAGUCCCCAGGCAGCAACUUCUGUCCCACUACCCCAGAGGAGUACACAAUCGCAGAUCAGGCAAUGGCGCGCCCGCUCUCUUCGCCAACCACAUCCGCAUUCUCCUCCUCUGCGCACAUUCACCUGCCCAGCCUGACAGAAACGGAAUCUGGUGAGCAGUCCCCGCGCACUGCAGGCGCCGGCAGCCAGCAGCACGGCGGUCAACAACCACCUGCGCACCAACACACCUCCGUCCACACCCAACAGCACCAGCAGCAGCAACACCAUCACCUGUUCCGGCGCCGCGUCAUGCAAGGCCGGCACGGCAACAUCCACUCAGAGACAGCCGGGAUGCGCCAAUUCACCACCCGCCAUCACGCUGCGGACCACGCCACAGCUCGUGUGGGCAGUGGCGGCGGUAAGCUGGGCAUGCUCCGCCAGCGAUCAGAUCAGGAUCUGCUGCACUUGCGCGCGCAGGGCCCGCCAGGCUCCGCGUCCACGUAUGCAGCGGCACAUCGGCGCAUAUCGGCGCCUCUCAUGGGAUCGACGCCGGCCACAGAUGUGCGCCGGUUGCGGCAGAGCGCGGUGUCGUCUGCAUCCCCGCGCAAGUCGUUCACCCGGCGCACAUCCAUGUGGGCGCUGGAAAACAGCGACGAGGACAUGGAGGAGGUGGACGCCGUGCUGAGCGACCCGUCGCUGGAUGCGGCGGCAGAUGUGGAGAUGGCGCGCCUGACGGUGGCCAUGAAUGCCCGCCGUGGACUCAUCCGCACCAGAUCCAACGCAGGUGAUCGUGGCACCAUCCCUUAUGACAGCGACAGCAACAGCGACAACGACAAUGACAACAGCGGCGGCAGUGAUGUGGCCGGCAGCACAGCAGGGCUGCAUAUUGGUCGUCAGAACAGCAGCGGCGGGAGCGGCGGUGUUGCCCUCGUGGAGGUAGAAGAGGCGCCAGAGACACCCGAGCAUGCCAGUGGGCGAAGCAGCUCCGGUGGCGAUGGCGGAGGAGAGGCGAAAUGUGGCGAUGAGGCACACGACCAGGUGUCUGAACUGCAGAAUCUCUCCCGACCAUCGUCGUCAUCACGACCGAGAAGUGGACGCCGUCCGCGCCCGAAAUCGGGGCUGCGGCGCAACCAACCUGGUCACGGCAAUUCGAAUGGCGGUGCGAAUGGCAGCGGUAGCAACGCCAGCACUGGCGGUGGUGGGGAUGUGUUUACCGAUGCGGGCCGUGAUGGUGGUGCUGGUGGGAGGAAUGAGCACACGCGUGCUGAAGACGUUGUGCCGCGCAAGUGCGAUGGUGGCAUCGACCGUGGCCAUUACGAUAACGACGACGACGACGGCGACGACGACGACGACGAUGAGGACAGCAUCAUUAUGAGCCGCACCAGCAGCAUCCGCUCUGUUCGUUCCUUCCGCCAAGGGUCGUUCACGAGUGCCUUCAGGGCCAACGCCAACGCCAACGCCAACACCAACAUGAACAGCGGUAACCGUGAGAGCUCUGCAACAAUGCGUCGACGCCUGUCAUCGAGCAAGCUGGGGCGUGUUGCGAGCGGCAGGCGGGCGUCGCGUCUGUCCACGAGCAGUGUUGGCUCGCGCGCCAUGACGGAGAUGAGGGAAGGGUCGUCUGGCCUGGACAGCGAGCUCUCGCUUGCAUCAUCGUCAGCGUCACGCAUGGGCCUGCUCCGCAACCACGCUGCCAUCAAGAUGUACCGGCAGCUGUGUCGGGGGCUUGACUGCGUGCCCUCGUCUGCGUUUGAGCGCGUCAUAUCCGAUGCGAGCGUGGUCGUGCGGGCACAGGGCAUUCAGGACGACGGCGCAACGGCAAUUGCACAGGCGCUGGAGUGUGUCGACACAUGCGAGCACCUUGCUCUCCCUGAGAAUCUCAUCACCGCUGACGGUGCGACGGCACUCGCAGCGCUUCUGGAAGAGAACAUGUACAUACGCUCGCUCGAUCUCUCGACCAACGACAUUCGCAGCCGCGGUCUUGAGGCGCUCGCACACGCCAUCAAGAAUGGGGCGGGUCUGAAGUCUCUCCGUCUUGACAGCAACAAUUUCCUUGACGUUGACAUGUCGCCAUUGUGCAAUGCGCUUUUGGACAACGACACACUCGCCGAGCUCUCCUUGUCGAACAACCGCCUUGGAAAUGCCGCGGCGGUGCAACUGGGGCGCAUGUUGGCAAACAACACAGGCCUCAGCACCCUUGAUCUGUCGUGGAAUUGCAUCCAAGACGCCGGCAUCCGCGCAAUUGCGCAAUCACUGGAGGCGAACGUGUCGCUGACGAAACUCAACCUUCAAGGCAAUGGCAUUUACAACGCAGGCGCCGCAGCCCUCGCACUUGCCAUCAAAAACAACACCACCCUCACUUCCCUUGAUCUCUCACACAACAACAUUCGAGACGAGGGCGCAGAGCUGCUGGCGUCUGCACUCAAGUCCGCACCGGGACUGGAACACAUCUCGCUCGCGCUCAACCCAAUCAGCGCGAAGGGGCUGAAGGCGGUGCUGUAUGCGAUUGCGGAGAACAGCACCAUCCGCUCGCUGGACAUUGGCGGUCUCGAGAUGGACGAGGAGUGCAGACAGAUCCUCAACACCAUUCAGUCUGCGCGCGAGCUCAGCACCACCACUGCUGUGCCGUCGACCGCUGUUGCGAGCCAGCGGCCCUCGUGUGCGUCGGAGGUGGACGCACUCCGCCCAACGCUUAUCGCACUCAAGCGUCGAUUUUCAUCAACGGCAUCCAUCAUGUCCUCUCGUCGCCGCCAGUCAAUCGCCGCCCAGAACGUCUUUGUCCGCACGCCACUGGUGCCGUACGACAAGAAGUGGUCGCGGCAGACGGCGUGGGAGAACGGAUACAACGCCGACGGCACUGCGCGCAUCGACGACGCGUGGCUCUCUGGUCGUGACGAGUUUGACCCGUCCUGGAAUGCCAUCGAGGCCUGGGAACGCGGAUACCACACGGACGGUUCCCGCCGUAGUUCGUCCACGCGAAAGGCGCGACGCUACUCGCGCAUGAAUCUCAUCAGCGAGGUGGCGGACAUCCGGUCGCUGUUUGAGGAGCACAACGAAGGCGUCGAUGCAAGGGACAAACGCUCGUACCUCCUCUUUGAGCAGCGCGCAUCCACCACGUUCCGGUCGAUGUAUCCUGAGCUGGAUGAUCCGAUGGAGGUGCUCGAUGACUAUGUGCUCGACAACAAUCUCCGCCUCACUGACCUCUUCUUCAGGAUUGACAAGGACCGCAGCGGGAAAAUAUCUGUGGAUGAGAUGGUUCACGCAGUUGCAGAGCUUGGGCUCCGAUUGAAUGAAAUUCAGGCUGAAGAAAUGGUCUUUCGUUUGGAUCUGGACGGCGACGGAGAGGUUGACUAUCACGAGUUUGUGGAGGCGCGAGAGGCGUUGUAUGAGGAGAAGCGCGGAUACAGGCGGCCCCAUCUCUCCGACAGCAGUGAUGAUGACGACGACGAAGAGGAGGAAUGA